AUGGUUGCUGCUCGUCUGCCAGUCGAAGACCUGGAGAAACACCCACAGUUGGCUCGUGACAUCAAAAAAACCUGCAGAAUAAGACGAAAGACUUGGCUACGUCGCUCGAGAAGAGCAUUCCAGUCGAAGAAAAACCUGCGACAAGGCCAGGAAUCGAUCAAUUCGAAGAUUGCCCUGCUGAAGAACGCCCUUGUUGAAUCGCAAGUCGACCCCGCACAAACAAGUGCCGCCUUGGAAUUGAUCACCGAUGAAGCCAAGAAGUUGAGAGACGAGGCAGAAGAACACAAGAUCAACGUCGCUCAGACGAAUGCCUUCGUUACGCACGACGAUCUCGACGGAUCUCUAGUUGAACAGGUCGCUGAGUUGCAGAACGACAUCCAAGAGAAGAAGCGUCUGCAAGCCGAAACGGAGAAGGUUCUUGAGUUAGCCCCCGAAGGUCGAACUCAUCUCCCAGUCUCUACAAUCGAUGCCGAGUCAGCUUCCAACCACGCUGGACGAACAACAAACGCUGUUGGAAGAUAUGGAGAUCAAGAAACAGAAUCUCCAGAACCUGAUUUCGUCGAUGAACGAUGCUCCAGCGGCCGAGGAACUCAAACAGAAGAGCGAGUGGGACUUGUCCCGGAUCAAAGACCUUCUCCAGCAGCUUGGAUCUGCUGUGGGAGAUAAAUUGGCCGCUCUUGCUGCAUUCAACGCGGCUCGCAGAGAAGCUGAGGAAAAGCUCCUGACCAUCACGGCUGAUGCGACUGACAAGCCUCUAACCGCAGAACAAGCCCAAGCUGACGAAAACGCCAUCGCUGCCCUCGAGGAGCACAUCAAGACGCUGUCGGUUGAAGAACUCGACGAGAAUGAACGUCGGGAAUACGCAGAUUUGCUGGCACGUCUUCAAAACGCUUCGCAAGUCCUUGAGGUACGAAUUUAUUUUGUUCAAAUCGUUCAUUUCGUGGAUUCGAUCCGAAAAAGCGUAUCAUGUGAAUUCCAAUGUUCUGUGCAACCUUUCUCUCACAAAAAUAUUCGAGUCGAAAAACAUGGAGUUUUUUUUCAAAGAAACCUUAUUUAAAAAGUGGCAUUUUUUUGUAUGAAAUGCGCAGAAUUGAAUUUUUGAAAUUGUUUUAUUUUUUUGAAUUUUCCGUCCAAAUUUUCUCGCGCAAAAAAACUUGACCAAAAGCAAACAUUGGAAUUCGCUUUGACCACAAUACGUCCAAAAAAACUUUUUCACCUUCUACCAACGGAAAAAUCCGUGAGAAAUUUCUUAUAUUGACGUUUCUCAUUUGCAGAAGCGACGUAUCGAAGCAGAACAGCUGCAGCAGAAGCAGGCGGAUGAGGAGGCCUUCCAGCAGACCAUCGUACCGAUUUUCAACCGUUUGACAAGACUCGUCACAGAAGCCGAUGAGCUUCUGCGCGACUCCGACGCGGUUCCUGGACAGUAUGAACCAACGGCCAGAGAGUUGAAUUCUGAGGUGGAACUCGCGCGUAAAGUCAUCAACGACGCCGGAGUAGCUGCAGGACCACAAGUUGAGGCUAUUGAAUCGUUGGAGACGACUAUUCAGGCCGCACAACAACUCGCAAACGGCCUCGAAGAAAGAGCCCAAGCUUGGCGAGAAUUUGUCGUUGUUCGUGAUGAAACCGAUGCGACCCUCGGUAAACUUCGGACGCCACUUGAGCGCGUUCUGGAGAAACCAAAGAGAUCGGCGUCUGAAGCGAGCGAUGACAUGAAGGAAAUUCGCGAUGCAAGCCACGACAUUCAGAUUCUCAACGCAAACGUUGCCAACUUGCAACGACUUUCAGAAGCGCUCAACCCGCUGGAAAGUGCCUACGCCGAAGUUCGAUUUGCCGACGUUGAUACUGAACAAACUCAGAAGCAAUACGACGAGCUGCUCAAUGAAUUGGCUACAGAGCUGGAAGAUGAUCGCGUUCUUGGCGAAUCCGCUGAGCUUAUUGCUAAAGAAAUCGAAGAGAUCCGAGCAGUGCUCGACCAGAAAAACUCCCGACGACAAGACCGUCCUCGAGGGAAUCUCACAACAUCAAAUUCCUGCACUGAAAGCUCAAAUCAACCUUUUGCAAGAUCGCAACGUCGAAGCUGUAGCAACCAGAAAGCACGUGGCUCCCGAAAUCGAACGCAUCAACGAGCUCUCUGAAGACAUCAGACAACUCGAGGAAGCUGUUGAGGAAUCUAAAAAUUGCGGCUGAAAUGGCCGAGAAAGAACAACUCGUGCUGGUGUUGACGGUCAGGCUUUCUCAACUGGAAGGUACACCUCUCGAAGAAGUUGACCCUCAAGAGCUGAUCGACCUGAGCCAUAAACUCGAUUUGCUGACGCCUGACCAAGCAUCCGCAGUCCAAGCCAAGAUCCAGAGCCUUCAAGAGGCCAAACAGCUGCACGAGGACACGAAAAAAGCUCUGCACGGAGACGUUCUGGCUCUUGAGAAGGAUGUCGACAGUUUCCUCGUUUCAGAGCCAGCGGUUGCCAAGUCGAAGAAGGGCAAGAAAGGCAAGAAGGAGCCAACUGCAUUGACCGUUGAAGACGUCGAACAAAAACUCGCCGACGCCAAUCUGCUCGUUUCAAGAAUCGAAGAAUUGGCGAGCAACCCACAGCUCAGCUCGGAAGACAAACUCAAAGUCGAAGAUUUCCGUCAACGGGUCAACAGUUCCGCCGAUGACAAGCGAAACGUCCUCGCCUCGAUGCUAGACGACUUACAAAAGCACGCGAAGGCCAGUGAAACGAUGAAGCGGCUUUCUGAAGCGCUGGAAAGAACUGAAACUGCGCUGGAGACCAUCCCACAGACGACUGUCGCAAUCACCGAUUUCAAGGAAGCGAUGCUGCCGCAUUUGACAAGCCUCCUGGAAGAGGUUUCCGUUGUGCCACAAGACCUUGAACCAACCGCCAACGAACUUCGAACGCGAGUAGCUACCUUGGAAGGAGCUGUCAACAGCAAACUCGAUGACGCCGUCGCAGAGCAGCAGCGCCUUGACCAACUCAACAGGUCGCUGGAUGAACUGAGCUCCAUCUUGGACUCAGUUGUUCCCAAAUACGAGAAUCCGCAAAAAGCUGGAAGUGGCUAGAGAAGACCUUGGAACGUUGAAUUCGAUUCUCGAAAUGGUUGCUGCUCGUCUGCCAGUCGAAGACCUGGAGAAACACCCACAGUUGGCUCGUGACAUCAAAAAAACCUGCAGAAUAAGACGAAAGACUUGGCUACGUCGCUCGAGAAGAGCAUUCCAGUCGAAGAAAACCUGCGACAAGGCCAGGAAUCGAUCAAUUCGAAGAUUGCCCUGCUGAAGAACGCCCUUGUUGAAUCGCAAGUCGACCCCGCACAAACAAGUGCCGCCUUGGAAUUGAUCACCGAUGAAGCCAAGAAGUUGAGAGACGAGGCAGAAGAACACAAGAUCAACGUCGCUCAGACGAAUGCCUUCGUUACGCACGACGAUCUCGACGGAUCUCUAGUUGAACAGGUCGCUGAGUUGCAGAACGACAUCCAAGAGAAGAAGCGUCUGCAAGCCGAAACGGAGAAGGUUCUUGAGUUAGCCCCGAAGGUCGAACUCAUCUCCCAGUCUCUACAAUCGAUGCCGAGUCAGCUUCCAACCACGCUGGACGAACAACAAACGCUGUUGGAAGAUAUGGAGAUCAAGAAACAGAAUCUCCAGAACCUGAUUUCGUCGAUGAACGAUGCUCCAGCGGCCGAGGAACUCAAACAGAAGAGCGAGUGGGACUUGUCCCGGAUCAAAGACCUUCUCCAGCAGCUUGGAUCUGCUGUGGGAGAUAAAUUGGCCGCUCUUGCUGCAUUCAACGCGGCUCGCAGAGAAGCUGAGGAAAAAGCUCCUGACCAUCACGGCUGAUGCGACUGACAAGCCUCUAACCGCAGAACAAGCCCAAGCUGACGAAAAACGCCAUCGCUGCCCUCGAGGAGCACAUCAAGACGCUGUCGGUUGAAGAACUCGACGAGAAUGAACGUCGGGAAUACGCAGAUUUGCUGGCACGUCUUCAAAACGCUUCGCAAGUCCUUGAGGUACGAAUUUAUUUUUGUUCAAAUCGUUCAUUUCGUGGAUUCGAUCCGAAAAAAAGCGUAUCAUGUGAAUUCCAAUGUUCUGUGCAACCUUUCUCUCACAAAAAUAUUCGAGUCGAAAAACAAAAAUGGAGUUUUUUUCAAAGAAACCUUAUUUAAAAAGUGGCAUUUUUUUGUAUGAAAUGCGCAGAAUUGAAUUUUUGAAAUUGUUUUAUUUUUUUGAAUUUUUCCGUCCAAAUUUUCUCGCGCAAAAAAACUUGACCAAAAAGCAAACAUUGGAAUUCGCUUUGACCACAAUACGUCCAAAAAAACUUUUUUUCACCUUCUACCAACGGAAAAAUCCGUGAGAAAUUUCUUAUAUUGACGUUUCUCAUUUGCAGAAGCGACGUAUCGAAGCAGAACAGCUGCAGCAGAAGCAGGCGGAUGAGGAGGCCUUCCAGCAGACCAUCGUACCGAUUUUCAACCGUUUGACAAGACUCGUCACAGAAGCCGAUGAGCUUCUGCGCGACUCCGACGCGGUUCCUGGACAGUAUGAACCAACGGCCAGAGAGUUGAAUUCUGAGGUGGAACUCGCGCGUAAAGUCAUCAACGACGCCGGAGUAGCUGCAGGACCACAAGUUGAGGCUAUUGAAUCGUUGGAGACGACUAUUCAGGCCGCACAACAACUCGCAAACGGCCUCGAAGAAAGAGCCCAAGCUUGGCGAGAAUUUGUCGUUGUUCGUGAUGAAACCGAUGCGACCCUCGGUAAACUUCGGACGCCACUUGAGCGCGUUCUGGAGAAACCAAAGAGAUCGGCGUCUGAAGCGAGCGAUGACAUGAAGGAAAUUCGCGAUGCAAGCCACGACAUUCAGAUUCUCAACGCAAACGUUGCCAACUUGCAACGACUUUCAGAAGCGCUCAACCCGCUGGAAAGUGCCUACGCCGAAGUUCGAUUUGCCGACGUUGAUACUGAACAAACUCAGAAGCAAUACGACGAGCUGCUCAAUGAAUUGGCUACAGAGCUGGAAGAUGAUCGCGUUCUUGGCGAAUCCGCUGAGCUUAUUGCUAAAGAAAUCGAAGAGAUCCGAGCAGUGCUCGACCAGAAAACUCCCGACGACAAGACCGUCCUCGAGGGAAUCUCACAACAUCAAAUUCCUGCACUGAAAGCUCAAAUCAACCUUUUUGCAAGAUCGCAACGUCGAAGCUGUAGCAACCAGAAAGCACGUGGCUCCCGAAAUCGAACGCAUCAACGAGCUCUCUGAAGACAUCAGACAACUCGAGGAAGCUGUUGAGGAAUCUAAAAAUUGCGGCUGAAAUGGCCGAGAAAGAACAACUCGUGCUGGUGUUGACGGUCAGGCUUUCUCAACUGGAAGGUACACCUCUCGAAGAAGUUGACCCUCAAGAGCUGAUCGACCUGAGCCAUAAACUCGAUUUGCUGACGCCUGACCAAGCAUCCGCAGUCCAAGCCAAGAUCCAGAGCCUUCAAGAGGCCAAACAGCUGCACGAGGACACGAAAAAAGCUCUGCACGGAGACGUUCUGGCUCUUGAGAAGGAUGUCGACAGUUUCCUCGUUUCAGAGCCAGCGGUUGCCAAGUCGAAGAAGGGCAAGAAAAGGCAAGAAGGAGCCAACUGCAUUGACCGUUGAAGACGUCGAACAAAAAAACUCGCCGACGCCAAUCUGCUCGUUUCAAGAAUCGAAGAAUUGGCGAGCAACCCACAGCUCAGCUCGGAAGACAAACUCAAAGUCGAAGAUUUCCGUCAACGGGUCAACAGUUCCGCCGAUGACAAGCGAAACGUCCUCGCCUCGAUGCUAGACGACUUACAAAAGCACGCGAAGGCCAGUGAAACGAUGAAGCGGCUUUCUGAAGCGCUGGAAAGAACUGAAACUGCGCUGGAGACCAUCCCACAGACGACUGUCGCAAUCACCGAUUUCAAGGAAGCGAUGCUGCCGCAUUUGACAAGCCUCCUGGAAGAGGUUUCCGUUGUGCCACAAGACCUUGAACCAACCGCCAACGAACUUCGAACGCGAGUAGCUACCUUGGAAGGAGCUGUCAACAGCAAACUCGAUGACGCCGUCGCAGAGCAGCAGCGCCUUGACCAACUCAACAGGUCGCUGGAUGAACUGAGCUCCAUCUUGGACUCAGUUGUUCCCAAAUACGAGAAUCCGCAAAAAGCUGGAAGUGGCUAG
This is a messenger RNA of Caenorhabditis auriculariae, 6163 nucleotides long. NCBI's taxonomy places the organism in Eukaryota, Metazoa, Nematoda, Chromadorea, Rhabditida, Rhabditidae. The record is from the annotation of a GenBank genome assembly.